Argentina anserina (silverweed cinquefoil) is the source of this 327-nucleotide messenger RNA. RefSeq names its product putative disease resistance protein RGA3. Gene Ontology annotation, biological process: defense response to other organism. Gene Ontology annotation, molecular function: ADP binding. The record is from RefSeq and is a predicted model, not a curated record. The transcript has a single exon. NCBI's taxonomy places the organism in Eukaryota, Viridiplantae, Streptophyta, Magnoliopsida, Rosales, Rosaceae. Bases 1 to 327 code for a protein of 108 amino acids.
AUGGGUAGUAGGGUAUUGGUGACCACUCGACAGGAGGAGGUUGUUGGUUUGAUGAAAGCAACAGCCCAAAUGAUCCGUAUGAAAGAGUUGGAUGGAUCGUUUUGCCUGUCAUUGUUCUACCACAGUGCAGCCAUGGACGAGGGUAGUGUGUCUAAAGAAUUUUCUAACAUUGGGUUAGAGAUUGUGAAAAAGUGCAAGGGGUUGCCUCUUGCUGCAAAGUCUUUAGGAAGCCUGAUGCAAAAUAAGAAAACAGUUCAUGAAUGGCGAGCUAUCUUAGAUAGUAAAAUAUGGGAGUUGAAAGAAAUUGAUACACUUGAGGUAUCUUGA